AUGAGAAAAAAUGGCACCGUUUUUCACGGUUCUACGAAAGCCAUUCCAGCUCUUCUGGUCAAGAAAUGUCGUAAAUUAGAAUCGGCAGAAGCAGCUGUUGUAGAAUUGGCCCAGAAAGAGGUGUCUGAUCUUAACGGGAAGAAGAAAAUAUUGAAAUCAAUGAAGAAGAAAAAGUCGGACUCCGGUGCAAAGGAUUUAAAUGAUUUAUGUACAGCUAUUGUCCAGAAGCAGACACCGCUAGAUGCCACAACGCAACAGGUCGCAGCAUCUCAACAUGAUCACAAUCAUAAUGCCACUUCAGCGGCAGCAUCAUUUGUGCACAAUGCUGACGACGAUUCAAUGUCGGUUGAAACUUUUGAAGUCAAUACUGCGUUGCCGGUAAUGAAUCUAUCACUACGAGAGAGCCUUGUACAAGAUGAAGUGGUUGAACAGAACAUAUUGAAGUCCUACACUGUUUCAGAUCAUGAGCUAUACAGAAUGAAUCCGACGAAUGUUGCUGAUGUAAAUCUUCCUACAGAACGGCAACCAGAUAUUACGGAACAAACAGGAAACCCGAAUGAGAAUGUAACCGAUCUCGAUGCACUUAUCAAGCAAGCAGUUUUUGACUCGGUGAAUGAAGCUGUUUCAACAUCCUUUGAAUCAUAUUUGAGCAAGGUAGUCGAAAAGUUUUGA
This is a messenger RNA of Armigeres subalbatus, 672 nucleotides long. RefSeq lists its product as uncharacterized. The coding region runs from base 1 to 672 and encodes 223 amino acids. NCBI's taxonomy places the organism in Eukaryota, Metazoa, Arthropoda, Insecta, Diptera, Culicidae. The transcript has 4 exons. The record is from RefSeq and is a predicted model, not a curated record.